Messenger RNA from Eurypyga helias (sunbittern), 722 nucleotides. RefSeq names its product Parkinson disease 7 domain containing 1 (gene GATD1). The transcript is spliced from 7 exons. NCBI's taxonomy places the organism in Eukaryota, Metazoa, Chordata, Aves, Eurypygiformes, Eurypygidae. The record is from RefSeq and is a predicted model, not a curated record. The annotation marks the transcript as partial.
GUGUGUCGGCGCAGUCCUUCCUUCACUGCUUUACACUGACUAGUUCUGCUUUUAAUCUGCAAGUUGCAACUCCUGGGGGGAAGUCAAUUGAUUUUGUGGAUGUGAACGAGAGCAACGUGCGCUGGAUCCAGGACUUCCGUAUGAAAUCGUAUGCGAACCCUGCCAAGUUGGAGUCGAUUGAUGGCGCUAGAUACCAUGCACUGCUGAUUCCAGACUGUCCCGGGGCUGUGACUGACCUUGCAAACAGUGGGUACCUGGCUAAGAUACUGCAGCACUUCAGCACAGAGAGCAAGCCUAUCUGUGCCAUUGGACAUGGAGUUGCAGCUUUGUGUUGUGCCACCAAUGAGGAUAAAUCCUGGGUGUUUCAGGGAUACAGCCUGACAGGGCCUUCUGUGUAUGAACUAGUAAGGCAGCCGAAUUUUGCCAGUUUGUCCAUUAUUGUGGAAGAUUUUGUGAAAGAUUCGGGAGCCACGUUUAGUGCCAGCAGUCCGGAUGCUGUACAUGUUGUGCUGGACAGGCACCUGGUGACAGGACAGAAUGAAAAUUCCACUCUUCCUGCGGUCCAGAAUCUUCUUAUUCUUUGCAAUGUGAGGAAAUGAAGGAGCAGGUCUCUUUGCAAAUAGGAUGGAUGAAGAGCCAGGAGGCUAAGGAUUUUCUUGUCUGUUAACUGGUUAAAACAUGCCUCUAAAUUUGUCCUGGACUGUGAAGUGACUGUGACAGUG